GAUCAGAAGAAUCGGUAAAACGUAGCUUAAACAAUAAAUGCGUCGCGCGGGAAAUCUCGUCGUGUCUCGCUGCAGAGUUCGUCGGGUACGCGGACAAAAUUCUGAAGACUGCCACUGUCCAACUUACAGACGAUAUGAUGAUCGUUGAUGAAAGUAACGGCGCAGCAGCUAGAAUGCCAAUAAAGUCUGAAUCAUUAGCACGAGCUGGUAAAUCUUUAGAAGACAAAGCGCAAGAGAUUAUCAUUGAUAAAUUAUGGAACUUUGCGACUACACGGUCUUUGAGGUACAGGCUGCUUGACAAUGCUGAUGUUGUUAUUUCUGGUAAACAACAGAAAGACGGAAGCUUUGGUGUAGGAGUUUCAAUGAAAGCACCAAAAACAAUUGAAACUGGAAGAGCCAGAAAUAAGAACAUGGGUCCAUUCUUGGCCGCUGCAGCUAUGAAGUUUGGUCUACUCGGGGCCCUGACAUUUAAGGGCCUGUAUUUAAUGGUCGGGAAGGCCCUUCUAGUCUCCAAAAUAGCUCUUCUGUUAGCAACAAUAAUUGGACUCAAGAAAUUAUUCUCUCCACAGGCUAUCAACAAAAAGGACUAAACAAUUGGGUGUUUGAGACCUGAUCGGAGAUUGUGGCGAGUGGUUUAUGGUUUUACCUCGAACUAAUAAUGAAACUGUUUGUUUCCGUUUGACAUUUGACAUGUAGAGUUACGAUUCUAUCAGAAUUGGCAAUUUUUAUAUUUACUUGUCAAUCGAAAAUUACGUGGUGGAUAUGUAAAUAAUAAUUUAUUUAUUUAUUAUUUAAAAACUAAGUUGCUCUAACUUGUAUUGCUAUUUUGCAUUUAACAAAUGGCUAAGUAUAACAUAUUAAUUUAUAUUGUUACAUAAUUUAUUAAAAAUGUACUAACGAACAUUUAUUUUGGAUUAAACGAAUUAAUCACUAAC
Messenger RNA from Papilio polytes (common Mormon), 935 nucleotides. RefSeq lists its product as uncharacterized. Bases 135 to 590 code for a protein of 151 amino acids. The record is from RefSeq and is a predicted model, not a curated record. The transcript is spliced from 4 exons. NCBI's taxonomy places the organism in Eukaryota, Metazoa, Arthropoda, Insecta, Lepidoptera, Papilionidae.